AUGGCUACCACAAUCGUCAAGGUGGAUGGCAUGACAUGCGGCGCAUGCACCUCGGCCGUGGAGGGGGCCUUCAAAGGGGUGGGAGGUGUCAGCGAUGUCGCCGUCAGCCUCAUGAUGGGUCGUGCGAGUAUUCAACAUGAUCCAUCAAUAGUCACGCCUGCCAGAGUGGCGGAACUGAUUGAGGACUGCGGCUUCGAUGCAGAAGUAUUGUCGACGGAGGAACCUCGAGAGACCUCAAAUAAUUCAAAUCAUGUCGCGACCGAGCCGCGCAUUUCAACCACAACACUAGCAGUUGAGGGUAUGACAUGCGGCGCAUGCACGUCGGCCGUGGAAAGUGGGCUCACGGACGUCGCAGGCGUGGUCUCCGUCAGUGUGUCUCUGCUUUCAGAACGGGCAGUUGUGGAGCACGAUGACGGUGUCAUCGGCGCAGCGCAAAUCGCAGAGCUCAUUGAAGAUCGGGGAUUUGGUGCUCGAGUGAUGGAAACCAAUACCACUUCUGUCGCAUCCCAACAACCAGUGGAGCAGGCCUCCUCAACGGGAAACAAAACAAGCCACAUGGUCACCACCGUCGCGAUCGGCGGGAUGACCUGCGGUGCUUGUACAUCAAGCGUACAGAAUGCUGUUGCCAACGCUGACGGUGUAGUUCAAUUCAACAUCAGCUUGCUGGCAGAGCGUGCCGUUAUUGUACAUGACUCAUCCGUAGUCUCUGCUCAAGCACUGGCUGCCAUGGUCGAGGACGCCGGCUUUGAUGCCACGAUUGUUUCGUCUGAAAUGCAAGAGCCCUUGAUCAGGAAGACGCAGCAGGUGAAUUUGAGCAUUUAUGGUCUGCAGGACGCUGCUUCUGUUUCUGCCUUAGAAGAGACCCUCCGGGACCAACCGGGGGUCCAGUCUGCAUCAGUCAAAUUGGCGACAUCGCAAUUGAAUAUUUCGUUCGACACCUCGGUCAUUGGUAUUCGCUCUGUCGUCGACAUAGUCGAGCGUGCCGGCUACAACGCAUUGGUCACCGACACCGAUGAUAAAAACGCACAGUUGGAAUCCUUGUCUAAAACUAAGGAGAUUCAGCAAUGGCGGCGCGCCUUCCUCACGUCCGUAUCAUUUGCCGUGCCGGUCUUUUUCAUCAACAUGAUACUUCCCAUGUACUUACGCGCCAUUGAUUUCGGCAUGUUCCAGAUUGUCCCAGGUCUCUACUUGGGUGAUGUGCUUUGCCUCGGUCUCACAAUCCCGGUACAAUUCGGUGUCGGAAGACGGUUCUACAUCACCAGCUACAAGUCACUCCAGCAUAAAUCCCCGACCAUGGAUGUCCUGGUGGUACUGGGUACUUCCGCGGCCUUCUUCUUCAGUUGCUUCACCAUGAUCAUGGCCCUUCUCAGCAAGCAUCACAGACGUCCAAGUACUGUGUUCGACACAAGCACCAUGCUGAUCACAUUCAUCACGUUAGGCAGGUGGCUUGAAAAUCGAGCGAAAGGACAAACGUCGGUUGCUCUUUCUCGACUCAUGUCAUUGGCUCCGUCCAUGACCACAAUUUACGAGGACCCCAUCGCUGCCGAGAAGCUGGCGGAUGAGUGGGCGUUGUCAGAAGGUUCGCCUCAGAUCAGUUCUCAUUCGUCCGAUAAUGCCGCUUCGGUCAAUCCAAAAAUCAUCCCGACCGAGUUGAUCCAGGUUGGAGAUAUUGUGAUUCUCCGUCCCGGUGACAAAGUUUCUGCCGAUGGUGUUGUCAUCAGGGGUGAGAGCUACGUGGAUGAGAGUAUGAUCACGGGCGAAGCGCUGCCCAUCCACAAAAAGAAAGGGAGCCACAUGGUCGCUGGUACAGUCAACGGCACAGGAGCUAUCGAUAUCAAGGUGAUUCGGGCUGGCAAAGAUACUCAACUGAGCCAGAUCGUCAAACUAGUACAGGACGCUCAGACAACUCGAGCCCCGAUCCAGCGCAUGGCCGAUAUCAUUGCUGGUUAUUUCGUUCCGAUUAUCAUCGGUCUCGGAUUGACCACUUUCUUUGGUUGGAUGUUCCUCAGCCAUGUGCUGUCAAACCCCCCCAAAAUCUUUGAGAUAGAGGAAAGCGGCGGUCGAUUCAUGGUCUGUCUUAAGCUGUGCAUCUCCGUCAUCGUCUUCGCCUGUCCCUGUGCUCUCGGCCUCAGCACACCGACUGCAGUCAUGGUCGGCACCGGGGUUGGCGCGGAGCAUGGUAUCCUUGUCAAAGGCGGAGCUGUGCUCGAAGCGGCCACCAAGGUCAACCACGUCGUGUUUGACAAGACUGGCACGCUUACCACGGGACGUAUGAGCGUAUCUCAUGUAAAAAUGGAACCUCAUUGGACUGCAAAUGACUGGCGACGUCGGCUGUGGUGGCUUGUUGUCGGCCUCGCAGAAAUGGGCAGUGAGCAUCCCAUUGGUCGUGCAAUUCUCACUGAGGCACAAUCCCAGGCUGGCAAUGCGGGAGAAGACGGUUUACCCGGCAGCGUUGGAGACUUUGAUGCUCGCGUCGGUCAGGGCAUCUCGGCUGUGGUUGAGCCCGCGUCCAGUGUUGAGCGCGUCCGCUAUCAUGUUCUACUGGGCAAUGCGGCAUUUUUACGAUCAAGAGAUGUCGACCUGCCUGCUGCUGCCGAUCCUGACUCUGCAGAUUUCGGUGGGGACCCUGCUCGGACAGCACCCAAGCCUUCUGGCAGCGCAUCUGGAAUCACUCGAAUCUAUGUCGCCAUUGAUAACCACUAUGCUGGGUCAAUCUCCCUCCAAGAUAGUGUCAAAGAGAGCGCGGUCGCCGCAAUUGCCGCGCUCCACCGCAUGGGAAUUUUCACCUCCAUGGUCACAGGCGAUACCAUGUCAACUGCUUUAUCUAUCGCCUCUGCAGUCGGAAUCCCUGCCUCCGCUGUGCACGCAUCCGCUUCCCCCUCGGAUAAAACCUCCAUCAUUUCUUCACUCCAGCUCAAUGGUGAUCGCGUGGCUAUGGUAGGAGACGGGAUCAACGAUUCGCCUGCUCUUGCGACAGCAUCUGUCGGCAUCGCACUCGCCUCAGGAACGGACGUCGCGAUGGAAGCGGCUGAUAUUGUGCUAAUGCGUCCUAACGACUUGCUUUCUGUCCCCGCCAGCCUCUCACUAUCUCGCUCGGUCUUCAACCGCAUCAAGCUCAACCUUGUUUGGGCAUGUCUCUACAAUGUCAUCGGUCUCCCCUUCGCCAUGGGUCUCUUCCUCCCAUUCACCGGGUUCACCCUCCCGCCUAUGGCGGCCGGUGCUGCGAUGGCCAUGUCAAGUGUUUCAGUUGUUGUCAGUAGCUUGCUUCUCAAGCUCUGGCGUCGCCCAUCGUGGAUGAAGGUGGAGCGAUUAGAGAAAGAAUUAGCGUCGGGCGCCAUCACAGCUGAUGGCGUGUCUCGCAAGAGUGGCUGGUGGACGCUGGCUGCUAUUCUGUCCGACCAUCCUUCAUCUAUUCGUCGACGUCUCACAGGAGUGCUGACGCUGCUAUGGUCCCGUGUCUCUGGUAGACAGGGCGCCGUUCGGGACGAUAAUGGUUACGUUCCUUUGCAGACUGUUGAGCCCCCAGUGUGA
Molecule: messenger RNA, 3531 nt
Organism: Penicillium diatomitis
Lineage: Eukaryota; Fungi; Ascomycota; Eurotiomycetes; Eurotiales; Aspergillaceae
Gene: ctpA
Product: Cu(2+)-transporting P-type ATPase CCC2
Exons: 1
Coding region: 1-3531 (1176 amino acids)
Biological process (GO): monoatomic cation transport; copper ion homeostasis
Cellular component (GO): membrane
Molecular function (GO): P-type divalent copper transporter activity; copper ion binding; ATP hydrolysis activity
Source: RefSeq, a predicted model, not a curated record